AUGACCGACUCAAUAACAGACGAGACAGCGCCACUGCUGGGCUCAUACACGAUCAAACCAUCCCAGCACCCAAAGAAACUACUGAUCUCCAUUGUGUGUGUUAUAUUCCUGCUGUCGGCCGACUUCGGAUUCUUCAUGUCCACCGCGCCGCAAAUGGCUGUGUAUGAAGAGAUCAUCUGUCGAGACUACCAGGCCACUCUGAUUCCUCCGGAGGUCAAUCCAUGUAAAUCAGACGCUGUACAAGGAGAACUGGCACUCGUGAUCGGGUACCAGAAUACAUUUGACGUGCUGCCUGGUCUUAUACUCUCGCUGCCAUAUGGCGUGAUGUCGGAUCGCUGGGGGCGAAGGCCUCUCUUGUAUCUUAGCCUACUGGGAAUUCUCCUCGGCGAGAUCUGGGUUAGGAUAGUUUGUCUAUGGUCAACCGUCAUUCCCCUCCGGAUGGUCUGGUUGUCAGCUGUGUUCAAAAUCAUCGGCGGUGGCGACCAAGUCCUCAUGGCUAUUGCCAUGGUCAUAGUGGCUGAUGUCUUCAACGAAGAUGAGAGAGCGACUGCGCUCUUCCGUUUACAGUCUUGCGUCCAAAUCGCAGAGAUUCUGGCUACUCCACUCAGUGCCUAUCUGAUGACUUUCGGUCCAAUGGUUCCCUAUACCCUAUCAAUAGGCAUCAUUAUUUUAGGAAGUAUUCCAGCUUUGUUCCUACCGGAGACUCUCACACACCCAAAGCAAACGCGAGUCAACCAAGAGGCAUCAGAACAGGACAGCGAAAGCGAGCAGUCCCAGCCUCCGAGGAAGCAAACAGUGCUGCAGGAGGUCACCCGACAAGUCCGCGAGUUCGCACGGUCGACACGCUUCAUUUGGACCGAUACUAAUAUCUGUUUAAUGGUCUUUGUGAUGUUUGUCACUAUGAUGACUCGACAAUCCACAAACCUGCUUCUGCAAUAUGUGUCGAAGAAGUUUGACUGGAGUAUCAGUCGCGCCAGUCUCUUAAUCUCGCUGCGCGGGAUAUUUUCUCUCGUGACAUAUUUGGUCAUAAUGCCAAUCCUGUCCUUCUUAGUCACCAAACACCUAAACCUCCGUGGCAAACGUAGCGACCAUUUUAUGAGCAAAGGCAGCGGCGUGCUUUCAAUCAUUGGUUUCGCCAUUAUCUCCAUAGCUCCAACCCCUGCGAUCUUAAUCGGUGGUCAAGUCAUCUUGUCAAUGGGCUCAGCAUUCAUUAUCACCACACGCAGUCUGGCUACUUCACUCGUACAAAUUGACCAUGCUGGCACUUUGUAUUCGGCAAUUGCCAUUGCACAGGGCGUCGGAACACUCAUUUCCGGUCCCUUAUUUGCCAACCUCUUCCGGUUAGGUAUGCAACUUGGAACUGUCUGGAUGGGACUGCCAUUCUUCCAAGCCUCUCUCUUUUUCGCUGUUGCUGUCGCCGCCGUUUGGCAUGUUCGACUUGGACCGUCUCCGCGAUCCAAUGAUGAGGAGGAACAGGACCCUUUAUUAUCUUAA
Molecule: messenger RNA, 1494 nt
Organism: Penicillium verrucosum
Lineage: Eukaryota; Fungi; Ascomycota; Eurotiomycetes; Eurotiales; Aspergillaceae
Exons: 5
Coding region: 1-1494 (497 amino acids)
Biological process (GO): transmembrane transport
Cellular component (GO): membrane
Molecular function (GO): transmembrane transporter activity
Source: RefSeq, a predicted model, not a curated record